UUUUAAGUUCCUGGCACUUGCUUGAGUAAAAGAAUCAUUAAUCUAGAAUAUUAGAUUAUUUAGAUCUAUACUAUAGAUACUAUCUAGAUUUAGAAUGUGGAUUUAGACUCUUAAAUACCCUGAAAAUAAUAACUUAAUUCAUAUUCUACUCUGUUCUUACAUCUAUAGUAUAUCUUAAACUUAAUAUCUUUUCAUUCUGUACUAUAACUUUUGGGGCGUUGAGUGUUGGCGUUGGGCUUGAACUUUCGUUGCUGAUGCUUCAUUGCUUGGGAGUUGGGUGAAAUUGAAAAUUAGUAUUAUUUAUAUAAUAUAAAAUAUGGUAGAAUCUAGAAGUUUCUCAACUCAAUAAGUUUAAUAUAACACUGCUGCCCUGCUUAGUUUGUAAGUAUCAAAUCAAGUCUCAAACUCAAAAGGAAUCUCAACACUGGUUAACUUAAUGAGAAAGUGACUGUGUUAUUGUCACAUAACAUCUACUAGAUGAUCUAGAUCUAUUCUAGAUAGACACUAUCAGACCAGCUGUUAGCACAAGAACUGCGAGGCAUUAUGGCAGAGGGGGGAGAUGAAGGGAAAUGGAUACAGAAACAACUUUUAGGUCAAGGUGCCUUUGGCUGCAUAACUCUUUGGCAAAAUGAGAAGACAGAAGAGAAAAUAGCAAUCAAGACUUGUCGUCACAAAGAUGACUUGCCAGAUAAAACAUCAGAUAGAUGGCGAAUGGAAGUGUAUAUUAUGAGUCGGCUGAAUCAUGACAAUGUGAUUAGAUCCGUUAAAUUACCGCAGCAGCUUAUGCCUAGAUCGGGAGAAUUACCCAUUUUAGCCAUGGAAUAUUGUGAAGGUGGUGACCUUAGAAAAGUUUUAAAUCGUCCAGAAAAUUGUUUUGGUUUGAAAGAGUCUGAGAUUCUACAGUUGGUUAGUGGCGUUGGUAGUGCCAUAGAAUAUCUGCACAGUAACCGAAUCAUUCAUAGAGACUUGAAACCAGAAAACAUUGUACUGAAACCACUUGAUCCGAACAAGAUUCUUUACAAAGUUAUUGACCUGGGUUAUGCCAAAGAAUUGGAUGUCAACAGCAUCUGUAACUCAUAUGUUGGAACUAUGCAGUACCUAGCUCCAGAGUUAUUUGUCUCCAAACCGUACACAAAAACUGUAGACUAUUGGUCCUUUGGAAGUUUAGUAUUUGAAUGUAUUGCCGGGUUUAGGCCAUUCUUACCCACGUUGCCACCAGUUGAAUGGCACAAUGUUGUAUGCAAAAAGUCUCCUGAUGAUAUCAAUGCUACUUAUGAUGAGAACAAGGAAAUCAAGUUCUCUAAAAAACUUCCAAACAACCGUCUUUGCAAGGUUUUACAAGACUACUUUGAACAAUGGCUAAGACUGAUGUUGAGGUGGGAUCCCAAGGCCAGAGGGGGAGGAAUCAUUAAUAUCAAAGGGAUUGAAAGACCAAAGUGUUUUUGCUUGUUGGAAAUAUUUACAGAACUCAAGCUAAUACGUAUACUCUAUGUGGAGAUGAAUACAGUCUUGUCCUUCCCAAUCAAUGAGACCCACACCAUACAAGAAGUACAGAAAGCUAUAAGUGUCGAGUUAAACAUACCUCCAGAGCAGCAACUCAUUCUGCUGGCCAAUGGAACAAAGCUUGAACCCAACAACUUUGCACUAGAUGGAUGGAAUGAUCACGCCUCUGAGGACAUAAUUGUUUUCUUAUUUAGAUUAGCUCCCUUACAAUUACCACCAAAGCAUGGCAAGAAACUUCCACCGCAAGUUCAGGCUAUCGCUAAGGAACCUAUGACUCUGCUUCCAACUAAAGAUCAUCGCAAAGCUUGGGCUCAGGCUGUCUACUGGUGUACAGAUGUGAACCAAGAUUAUAAAAGGCUUGUUAUAGCGCACAGAGCAGCCCUCCUGAACUUAAUGAAGAACAUGGCAAGCCUUAACAAAUUGAAAUUUCAACUCUCCAGUGAAAUAGGAAAACUAAUGUCCUGUACGGAUCUCUUCAAGGCAAGUUUGGAGUUUGAUCUUUUAAAAUAUCAAGAAACUUUUAAGGGUAAACCUAUUACUCAAGAUAUAUAUCAUAACUGGAGCUUAAUGGCAGAUACUAUCAAUAAUUACAUUCAUUUAAGAAAAAGAGUUGAAGACUUGGAAGAGAAAGUUCAAAGAUUUGUGAGUGAAUUCAAUGAAAUACAGAAAAAACCAACCACAGGAACUGAGCUGGAGGAAUAUGAAAUGAAAUCCAAAGGUUUAUAUGGGAAACUUUUACAGGUUACACCAGGCAAUGGUUCCUAUGAAAUGAUGAAUCAUCAAAGCAUGGUGGACCUAAUAGGAAGAUGUUUUAUGAAAAGAGAUGAACUAACGAAGAUACUCUACAAACAUCUCAGUACAAUUCUAGAACUUCUAGAGAGACUUGAACCACUCUACCCUGAGAUGGAGACAGCAUCAAAAGAGAUACAGGCAGCUAGCGAACAGCUCAAGUCCAUGCAAUGUAGGCGCCAAGGAGAUCUUUGGGCACUUUUAGCUUGUCAGAGCUAUCCAACUAAUGGAGAGUCCACGCUAGUUCCUUCUGGCAUGACGCACACCAAUACCAGCAUGCACAUUUGUCAGAGUUUUGAAUCUUUACAGCUUAUGGAUGACAGCAAAAACUAUACUCAGAGAUUACAAGAAUUGCUGGAGACUGUGGUGAAAGAACAAGAUGAAAGUCUGAAAUAUUUAAGUUCAUUGAACAGUAACAGCUAGUCACACCACACCAAGCAGUAGAGUCACACCACAUCAAGCAACAGUCACACCACAUCAAGCAACAGUCACACCACAUCAAGCAGUAGAGUCACACUACAUCAAGCAACAGUCACACCACAUCAAGCAGUAGAGUUACACUACAUCAAGCAACAGAGUCACAUCACACCAAGCAGUAGAGUUAUACCACACCAAGCAGUAGAGUCACACCACGUCAAGCAACAGUCACACCACAUCAAGCAACAGAAUGUUAGAUCCCACUGGCAAGUUUAUUGAAAGGAAUAGAGUCACGCCACAUCAUAGAAUGUUAGAUCCCACUGCCAAGUUUAUUGAAAGGAGCAGCCACCCCACAUCAUAGAAUGUUAGAUCCUACUGCCAAGUUUAUUGAAAGGAAUAGAGUCACGCCACAUCAUAGAAUGUUAGAUCCCACUGCCAAGUUUAUUGAAAGGAGCAGCCACCCCACAUCAUAGAAUGUUAGAUCCCACUGCCAAGUUUAUUGAAAGGAAUAGAGUCACGCCGCAUCAUAGAAUGUUAGAUCCCACUGCCAAGUUUAUUGAAAGGAAUAGAGUCACGCCACAUCAUAGAAUGUUAGAUCCCACUGCCAAGUUUAUUGAAAGGAGCAGCCACCCCACAUCAUAGAAUGUUAGAUCCCACUGCCAAGUUUAUUGAAAGGAAUAGAGUCACGCCACAUCAUAGAAUGUUAGAUCCCACUGCCAAGUUUAUUGAAAGGAAUAGAGUCACGCCACAUCAUAGAAUGUUAGAUCCCACUGCCAAGUUUAUUGAAAAGAGCAGCCACCCCACAUCAUAGAAUGUUAGAUCCCACUGCCAAGUUUAUUGAAAGGAAUAGAGUCACGCCACAUCAUAGAAUGUUAGAUCCCACUGCCAAGUUUAUUGAAAGGAAUAGAGUCACGCCGCAUCAUAGAAUGUUAGAUCCCACUGCCAAGUUUAUUGAAAGGAAUAGAGUCACCCCACAUCAUAGAAUGUUAGAUCCCACUGCCAAGUUUAUUGAAAGGAAUAGAGUCACGCCGCAUCAUGCAAUAUUAAACCCUAUGCUCUAGUUCAUUGUUUGUAAUAAUUGUAAUGAGUCACUUCCUGCCUUGUUGUUAUGUUUUAGCCUAUGUUCAGUCAUUUAGACUAGACUGUAUAUUAUGUAAAUAAUCCUUUCAUUCAUGCCAAGUACAUUCUUUUAUAAUUAUAAGCCAUUUAAUGUUGAAAUACUUUUUUUUUUGUAUAGUAAAGAAUGCUGUUCUUCUUUGAAUGUAUAUAAUGAAUACAGGUUUUGUUGUUUUAUUGUAUAUAAAGGCUCAAUCAUGCAAUAUUGUAUUUAUAUAUAUGUAAAUAUCAUAUAGACAUAGUCACUCAUGACUUACCAUGCUGUGUAAUUAUGUAAAUAUUUUUGUAAAAGAUUGUCUUCUGCACAUCUUUGUGUGAUACUUAAAUGGCUGCACCAGGAGUCAAUUGGUCUCAUUUUGUCUCUGGAAUUAAAGCCUCAUUGCAAGCAGAUUUGGAUUUGUUAAUAAUCUGAAGUAUUGAAAUAAGAAACUAGGGACAGUAUUUUGGUAUAGGUAAGUGACAUUAGAAAUUUUCAUUUCUGUCAGGCUUGAGGACUUCAUUGUGUCUUGGUACACUCUUUAGAUUUGAGCUUUUGGGUGUCCAUUUAUUCUAUUAUACCAUUAGGGAGUCUAAAUUACAUCUUUAAUUGUCACACCACAUCAACCAAGUCACACCACAAGGGAGUCUAAAUUACAUCUUUAAUUGUCACACCACAUCAACCAAGUCACACCAUAAGGGAGUCUAAAUUACAUCUUUAAUUGGCACACCACAUCAACCAAGUCACACCACAAGGAAGUCUAAAUUACAUCUUAAUUGGCACACCACAUCAAGCAAGUCACACCACAAGGGAGUCUAAAUUACAUCUUUAAUUGGCACACCAUACCAAGCAACAGUCACACCACAAGGGAGUCUAAAUUACAUCUUUAAUUGUGUAGAUCAAAGUUGGAAAUUCGAAAGUUUAUUUUUAAUCAUUUUUUUAACAAGUGAACAAAUUUGUAUUUUCCAUUCAAUAUAUCAACAAAUGGAGAAACUGGUAUACUCCAUUAAUAGGUUCAACAAGCCCAAGGUAAUAAUUUUGAUGUCCACACUGACCUAUCAAAAAAAAAAAAAAAAAGCUUAUUUCUUGCCAUGAUGCAAAGGUCAAGGGUAAUAUAUUACUUUGUAAAAGCAUGUGCAUAGAUGUCCAUAUUUUGACUAGAACUUCUUCUGGAAAGCUGAGAUGUAAAAGAGUGCUUAUUUAAUGAGCAGCCUAAUGAACAAGAGGGAGACAAAGGAAGUGAUGAAAGGACCACAUUAAGAAAUAGGCUUGUCUAUGUAAGAGACUAUAGUCCUGACAAAAGACAGAAAUGGUGAAAGAUGGUUGACAGAUCAUGUGUGGGGCCUCAACACUCGACUAAAGGACUGGUGAAGCCUAAUCAAUUGUUAGUUUACUUAAACUCAGUAGCUGUAUGUCUUUUUAUUGAUCACAGAAAUAUGUGAAGAGAAAUAUGCUCUAUGGACUUAAAAACAUUGUUUUGUCAUUAGUAUUGUUUUAGAUUUAAUAUUAAACUUGAUGAAGGUUGGGGAUUUCACACAAAAACAGGGCCUUCACAUUAAAACCUAGCACUUAUCAUGCCAUCUUAACCUGUGAUAGAUGUGGACAGGAAUGUCUCUUGAGAAAAGGGCUCCACAGUCACAUGAAAAGUGUUCUACGAGAUGAACCCUAGUCUUUCUACAACUGAACGAGGCCAACUAUGUAUAUCAUUGAAAAAGUUUGCACUAUUUUUGUCUCUCUCUAUUUGUCAAUGUAAAGUAAAGGUCCCCUUUCAGACCUUUUGGUCUAUAGGGCAGAUGAUGUAAAGGUCAUCUGAUUCUGUGGCCUACGGUUAACGAGGGUGUCAUGUGACCAGCACAACGACCAAACGCCUUUACUUUUCCCCAACUAAUGUCAGGUACCCUUUAGAGCUUGGGUGGACUCAGAGGCACCCAAGGAUCCUGAAAUAAAAAUUCCCCGGUUCAGAAGCCAAUCGCUUUACCACUCAGCCACCGCGCCUAUUUGUCAAUGAGUUUUGCACUAUUUUGUAGGUGUUAUUUGUCACUCAUCCAUGUGCUGGCAUAUCUUGUCUAUCAAUAUCCUUUUUGUAUUGCCUUGUGUGAUGUGUGCUAACACAAUUAUUAACUAAAUGAUGCCCUAGAUCUUCAUUUUGUUCUAGUCUCAUGAGAAAAUUAUGAACCUAGUAGAUAACAGUAACUUAAUGACACAUUCUUUGUAAAUUAUACAUUGUUUGUAUAGAAGUGUUGUUGAGCUCUUAAAAGUAUAAAAAUAUUGUAUACUGUUUUAAACUUACGAUUGUUGUUGGACUGUGCGGACAUUCUACAGAGCUGUGUUGUUGUUUUUUUUUACAAUUUUUACAAAAUGUGUAAUAGUGAACUACUUUGAGAUAAAUAUAUUUAGCAGAAUGUAUGCUGUUGGUGAAAAGUAAAUUGAUUUGUCAGAAUGUGUGAUUGUGGUCAACUUAGAAAUACAUCUACCUGUCAGAAAGUAGAUCUCAGCUUUUAGAACUCUCAUCUCAUUGUUUUAACUUUGUUCAAAUAAAUACAUCAAAGCAAAUAA
Molecule: messenger RNA, 6358 nt
Organism: Biomphalaria glabrata
Lineage: Eukaryota; Metazoa; Mollusca; Gastropoda; Planorbidae
Product: inhibitor of nuclear factor kappa-B kinase subunit alpha-like
Exons: 20
Coding region: 544-2715 (723 amino acids)
Biological process (GO): peptidyl-serine phosphorylation; positive regulation of transcription by RNA polymerase II; tumor necrosis factor-mediated signaling pathway
Cellular component (GO): IkappaB kinase complex; cytoplasm
Molecular function (GO): ATP binding; IkappaB kinase activity
Source: RefSeq, a predicted model, not a curated record